Lingula anatina is the source of this 519-nucleotide messenger RNA. RefSeq names its product dehydrogenase/reductase SDR family member 11-like. The record is from RefSeq and is a predicted model, not a curated record. Lineage: Eukaryota; Metazoa; Brachiopoda; Lingulata; Lingulida; Lingulidae.
AUGGAUCGCUGGACAGGACGCGUUGCCUUGGUAACAGGGGCAUCGAAAGGAAUAGGAGCAGCCAUUGUUCGUGCUCUGGUGAAGAAUGGUAUGGUGGUGGUUGGAUGUGCCAGACACGUGGAAGGAAUGCAGAAAACAGCUGCAGUUCUUGAAAACGAAAAGGGUCGUUUGAUUCCAAUGAAGUGUGACCUCACCAAAACGGAAGAGAUAGAGUCCAUGUUUCAAGAAAUCAAGGAACAGUUGGGUGGUGUCGACGUUUGUGUUAACAACGCAGGUGUUAAUCUCUGUCAGGAUUGCAAGACAGGGCCUUUAUCUGAUACCAAGACGAUGUAUGAUGUGAUUAGUCCUGCAAUGGUGGACACUCCGCAAGCAAGAGCAGACAUGGACGACAACCUCUCCCGUCCGGAAACUUGUCUUCAACCAGACGAUGUUGCUGCCGCCGUGACCUUUGCUCUUGGUGCCCCGCCAUGUGUCAACGUCCGCCAUCUUUGCCUCCACGCCAUACACGACUCGUUUUAA